AGUUUCCCCUUAACAUUAGGUUACGAAUGUACUCUAACAGGUUUAAAUAUUGAGCUCACAUAACAGAUAAUAAAAUAAUGGACGACAAUAGCAAAAAAUUCAAUUACAAUAUACAAUUGGACAUUCCUAAAUGGAUAAAUGCUAAAUAUUUCGAAGUCGGGAUAGGCCCCAGACUCAACUGCUAAUAAGGAUAUUUUAACACUCUAAUAAUUAUAUUAAGAUUAGUACAAAUUUUGUUUUUAUUACUUUGUUUGCGCUUAUAUUUUCUAACCACAAUAUUCGAGAUGAUUACACACAACAGAAGUCGUACAAGUAUAUUGUCAAAACAAUGCUGGAUAAUGAUGAGGGCGGAACACUUAUCAAUACAUUUCAUCUCUUUUCGAAGGAAAGACUUAUGUAUGGAAAAAUUUUUCCUCAGCUGGAACACUUUUACCAUGAUCUCGGCAAAAAACCUAAUUCGCACCCAACUGUCAAUGGAUCGAGAGAAAAUCCAGUCGCAUUACUAUCGUUCUCGAAGAUUUCAGUACAAAGAAAUUUCGAAACAUGAAUAGACUCAAAGCAUGCCAUUUAGCAAUAUUAUGCUAAAUUACACUUUAAGUGGUAAGGUGAAUCAAAUACGCUUCGUAGACUUUCAACUAUGCAAGUGGGGCAGUCCAGCACAGGAUCUAUGGGAGCUUAUAGUAUGCUCCGUUUUGAGCAACUUGUGUAUUUGUCAAUUUGACCAAUUCAUACGAAUUUAUCAUGCACAUCUGCUUAAAUGUGAAAAAGUAUUAAAUUAUGCCAAACCACCGCCAAAACUCUCCCACCAACAUAUUAGCAUGCUGAAAUACGGAUUAUAGGUCGAGAGUUAUUUUCCGAAUAGACACCCUGUUGGGAUGUAUUAUAUUUUAUUUUAAUGCAUUUGCAUACAUAUACAUAUGUACUAAUAUCUUUCACAGCGUAUCGUACAACAUUUACACAUCUGGUUUUGAUACACCUGCGUUCAGCUUAGGACGCCAGCUUGGUGGCGCAGGCAACAAAACCCGACACAAUUCUUAUACCAACCCGCUCUAUAUGUGCGCUAUGUUGGAUAUUUUAACAUUUUUGUAUAGACGUGUUUUUAUCGAUUUUUAAUAGGUUAAAAGGCAAAGAAUUAAAAAUCAAAUCCCGUACACGUAUUUAUCGGGACAUGUGUUCAAGCAAGGAAUAUUCAUGGUACUUAUUUAAUAUUUUUAAGGUUUGCCGAUAUAUGUUAUAAAUAUUUACACGUGAUAAGGACUUAUCUACAAACUUGUACAUAUUAUACAUAUGUAUGUACCAUAUGUACAGAUAUGCUAGCUUUGAAACAUACAUACAUGUUAGACUUCCACAGCUACAUUUUCGUUUUCUAUUUUUUCAAAAAAGCUUUCUGUUGCUAUCAAAAUCAGCUGUUUGCGCUUAGGCCAUAUGAAAAUGUAUUACAUAUCAUGCAUAUAUAUGUGCAUGCAUUAUUUAUAUUUUUUGCCCCGCAUAGAGAAUUUACAAUAAAAUACAGAGCUACACCAGAACGUUAAAUAAAUGUGUGUAAACAAGCAUAUAUUCAAUGGGAAUGAACGAAAAGCUAACUGCUGAAGCACGUGAGAGCCAACCCCUCUCACUCACUUUCAAAAGCGGCAGGUUUCCAAAAGCACAGUACUAUUUGGACCGUCAUUAAGCUACAAACAGUUGCAGAGCUAGACAUAGAACGCCAGUUAGCGCCAAAGCAGUCAAUUUCAGUCAGAAUGGGUACAGGUGCGAAAAACUACCAGCCACCGGAAUGGAUUAAUGCUGAAUUCUUGCAAGAUGUGUUAAAGGAAUAUUUCAAAGACGAUACUUUAGAAGUGCAGGAGAUAGUGGUGAAAGAUGCGCUGCUGACUGGUGAUAAUGGCAGUGGCUUUGCUAGCGAAAUGCAUCGCGUAACAUUUAAUUUGGCGCGGAAAGACGUUACCGGUCGCUUCUCGGUUAUAAUUAAAGAUCAUCCAAAAGGCUAUACUGGUGUUGUUGCACACAAAAGUAAAUUAUUUAAACGUGAAAUUCUGGCCUAUAAAGAAAUUUUGCCGCGCGUAGAGGAGUUGUUGGCUUCUAUUGGUGACAAAACAAAAAUUGCGCCUGCAUGCUAUUAUACCACCGAAACGCCGGAGCCAUUCCUUGUGCUUGAGGAUAUGCAACUAACGGGUUAUGAGAAUUUUGAAAGAUGUCGUUUGCUUAAUCUAGACUAUACUCUGUUGACCAUUGAGAGGUUGGCAAAGUUGCAUGCCUGUUCCGCGGUCAUCGCUAAAGAGACACCGGAAAUUUUCGAUUUUUUCAAAGAAGCCCCCAUUUCUAGGAAUCCAGACCGCAAGGAAUUUCUUUCAUUCUUUCCUGUUAAUAUAAGAUGUGUUGCUGAGGAAUUGACACACUGGAAGGGUUAUGAAGAGAUCACAGAGAAAAUGUUCAAAUUGGCUGAAAAUGUGCUUCAAAAUGCGCUUGAACUGUACGAGUCACAUGAACAGAGUUUUCGAGUUUUUAACCUAGCCGAUUUGUGGAUUGACAACUUAAUGUUCCAUAUAAAUAAUGACACAAAGGAUCCCGAUGAUGUGGUCAUGUUAGACUUCCAGCUGUCCUACUACGGCUCACCGGCCGUGGAUCUGAAUUACUUCCUUUUUGGUUCAUUAAAUGAGAAUGUGCGGAAAGUACAUUUUAAAUUUAUCGUACGCGAAUAUCAUCGCAUAUUGAAAGAAACAUUAGAAAAGCUUCAUUAUGACGGUUAUAUACCAACGUUGAAGGACAUAAAUAUCGAGCUUAUUAAGAACAGUCUUCUAGGUGUCAUCGCUGCGACAUGCCUCACACCACUUAUCUUCAUGGAAUCCACGGGCGAUGAAAAACUGGAGAAUCUUACCUCACGCACAGAAGAAGGCGAUGAAAUGAGACGACAAAAUGUUGAAAAUCCCAAGUAUCGGGCAUUUCUGCAGCGCACUGUUAAAGAGUUCGAGUUGUGCGGAUUUUUGGACAAGUGAAAAUUGUUAUCAUAAGUACAUACCUACAUACAUAUAUCGAUAUAUUAUGCAUAAAAUAUGAAAAUAGAACAUAUGUACAUACACAUAUAUGAGAAAACAUAGGUUAAUAAUUAUAAACUCUACAGCAUUGUGUCAUUAUAAUAAAAUAGUUCAGAGAGAACUUUUAAGUUGCUGAAAAUCAAAUAGACUAUACUGUACGUUAAAGAGUA
Messenger RNA from Bactrocera oleae (olive fruit fly), 3202 nucleotides. RefSeq lists its product as uncharacterized. NCBI's taxonomy places the organism in Eukaryota, Metazoa, Arthropoda, Insecta, Diptera, Tephritidae. The record is from RefSeq and is a predicted model, not a curated record.